Molecule: messenger RNA, 2483 nt
Organism: Polypterus senegalus (gray bichir)
Lineage: Eukaryota; Metazoa; Chordata; Cladistia; Polypteriformes; Polypteridae
Gene: leprotl1
Product: leptin receptor overlapping transcript like 1
Exons: 4
Coding region: 119-514 (131 amino acids)
Biological process (GO): late endosome to vacuole transport via multivesicular body sorting pathway; negative regulation of growth hormone receptor signaling pathway
Cellular component (GO): endosome
Source: RefSeq, a predicted model, not a curated record
GAGUUAGACAUGCGCAUUGGAGAAGGACCGCGGGGCUUUUGCGCGUUGCUCGAGAAGACCAAACUAAAGUGGAUGUUGGCAUCAGCUGUUGUCUGCUUCUGUUUCAUGUUGUGUAAAAAUGGCCGGAAUUAAAGCUCUUGUUAGCUUGUCCUUUGGGGGAGCAAUUGGUCUUAUGUUUUUGAUGCUUGGUUGUGCCCUGCCCGCCUACAACAAAUACUGGCCCCUGUUUGUUUUGUUUUUUUAUGUUCUUUCUCCAAUCCCAUACUGUAUAUCAAGAAGAGUAGUGGAUGACACAGAUGCUGCAAGUAAUGCAUGUAAAGAACUGGCUAUUUUCCUGACAACUGGGAUAGUUGUCUCAGCGUUUGGACUGCCUAUAGUCUUUGCUAGAGCAGAACUGAUUGAAUGGGGUGCAUGUGCACUUGUGCUCACAGGAAAUGGUGUCAUUUUUGGAACAAUACUAGGGUUCUUCUUAGUUUUUGGCAACAAUGAUGAUUUCAGUUGGCAGCAGUGGUGAUUAAGACAAUACAAACCUAUGCUAAUGUGUUUAAGUUGAGCACUGCAGGAAAAAUAAGAAUAAUAACGUCCGAGAAUAGCUUUUUUUUCUUAUCGAGCAGUCAUCCUUGCAGCAAAAUUAAGCCGUGCAAUAAACGGAAACAGCAUAACUGUCAUAAAGUGUAUUCAGAUAUUCUGGCUAUUCCUUACAAAGAAUAAAAUAAAAACAAAAAUGGUUGAAACCCUCUGGCUUUUGGGUUUAAGCUAGUCCACGUAUCAAGUGCUGUCCUUGAAAGUAAAGAUGCCAAAGGGUGGCAACUGAGCAAGCUAGUGAGUAGGGUGGCAUUAGCAGCAUGUAAAAGAGCAGAACUACUGCUUCUUCCCCCAGUAAGAGACAUUCAUAAUUUCAUUGUUUUCUUUGUCGAAAAGACGCACAGUUGGAUGUGUCAAAUGGAAGGCUUUGUUUUCCUUUAAAAUCAUCACUUUCAUUUAUAACGCUCAAUAUAUUUUCCAUGUGAUUCAAACGUGUUUCUGUAAAAUACCAAUAGUACUUUUUUAUAGAAUUUGUGUGUGUGUAUAUAUAAAAUAAAAUUACAGUUUAAGACUGCUGUUAAUUCCUGCUUGGAGGAGCACUUUGAAUCUCAUAAUACACAGCAUAUGGUUCUGUUUGCUUUAUUGUUGCCAUCUCACUGGGUGCGGCUGCUUUUUAAAUAAUUUUACAAAUACGGAGAAGACAUACUUUAAUCUGAUGCCAUUAAUUAAUGAAGCUUUUGAGGUGCCUGUGAACUUGACAAGUAUGUUUUAUUUGUUUUUUUUUUUUCUUUUUAUAUAAUGUUUGUCCCCUUAAAAUAUUAUGAAAGAAUGUUUCAUAAUAAUGAUAUGUAUCAUUUAACACUCUUUGUACAGUCUAGCCAAACAGUGCUUUGCAUUUUACUUGUUUGCCUGCCAGGCACGCUCAAGUUUCAGGCCCAAUAUGAGCAGCAAUCCACUUGUAUGUGCAGUGCUUGCAUGGUUGAGUAAAAUAAUUUCUUGGCAUUUAGAAAACUUAAUCUUCAAUACUGCACUUCCCACCAUUAAUCCUUUAACUGUGCAGUAGUCUCUUCUUGAUAGUAAAGCAUUGAAAAAUGUCACUUCAUGUACUAAACGAUCUGGCUGACAUCUUUACUGGUCUGGUGUAAAAGCUACUGCUAUGUAUUUUAAGCUGCUCUCUGCCAGAAGACCUUGACUAAUAUCUUUUUUUUUUUUGUUUUCUAAACCUUAAACUCUUACUAUUCCCAUAUGUAUGAAACCAAAAUCGUUUGUGAUAACUGGUAUAAAUAUGUAUAAAUACACUUCUACAUGACUUCUACUUGUCAGUUUCCUUGAAUGAGUGUGCGAUACCACUGUUCGAUUAUUGUUUUUUUUCACUGAGCUGCUAUGGCACUGUGUACUUUACACUCAUAAAUCAAUAUUUUUGGGGGGUGAAAAGUAAUGAAAGAAUCUGCAUUUAAUCCCAAAUUUUGUUUUUUUAAUUAAUGAUGUAUAAACACAUACCACCCACUGAGUGAUUCAGUUUUACAGCACAAAUUGCCACAGGAGCUCUGAUUUGGCAACAUAUGCAUAUUGGCAGAAUCUCUCCAGAUAUCGUAGUAUCGAGGUGAACUGAAAAAAAACUGCCAAGUUUUCAUUUUAAUUUUUUUUUUUUAUAUUUUAAUACAAAGUUCUUGGUUUGUACAAACCAAAAGCUGGUUUCCGCUGUCCGUUGAGGUUUCAAUUUUCUGUAUUAAUUUUAUUGUGUAGUUAACUUCAUGCAGACUUGUUAUGCUUAAUUUGCAACACUUAAUUGCCUGUAAUACGUCUGUAUAUUUGGUAUUUGUUUUUUGCUGUAUGCUUUUACCACGUAGGCUGUUGUCUUUUAUAUAAGUUUCCUAUAACAUGCACUGAACUGUAUUGCCAUUGUGAUAAAUCUGGGACAUUUUCAAGGAAAGAGAAUAAAUAAGUUUUUUGAGUAC